Molecule: messenger RNA, 1446 nt
Organism: Lichtheimia ornata
Lineage: Eukaryota; Fungi; Mucoromycota; Mucoromycetes; Mucorales; Lichtheimiaceae
Exons: 3
Coding region: 1-1446 (481 amino acids)
Biological process (GO): transmembrane transport
Cellular component (GO): plasma membrane
Molecular function (GO): transmembrane transporter activity
Source: RefSeq, a predicted model, not a curated record
AUGCAUGAGGUACAAAUCCAAGACCAUCAGGAAGAUAAAAGCGAACGACGAAACACAACGCGUCAUUGUUGUUAUCGUUGGUGCAAGGUCGAAACUCAAGGCAUUGAUCCUGUUCCUCCUAAUCAACGACCACACACUCGUAUAUGGGAUAACUUUACGAUUUGGUUCUCUGUCAGCAGCACUUUGGCCUACCUAAUGAUUGGGAUGCUGGGCUGGCAACUCUAUGAGCUAGCGUUUUGGCAGGCCUUUCUUUGCAUUGUCCUUGGAAACAUGAUUGCUUCAAUACCAGGCUCCAUUUACAGCACACUAGGUUUUCGAACCGGGUUGCGACAAAUGGUUCUUGUGAGAUAUAGCUUUGGCUAUUAUGGUGGUAAACUUAUCUCAGCUCUUAAUUGGAUCAACUCUGUCGGUUGGAUGAUCAUCAACAUUAUUCAAUCAGCACAAUUCUUUGUUGCCAUGGGAACACCUGGACAACCAUCAAGUUUGCCAUUGUGGGCGGGCGUUGUGAUUUUGGCAGUAGCAACGUGGAUCAUUUGCUUGAUUGGAUACAAGCUUAUUCAUAAUCUGCAACGGUGGCUAUGGAUACCAAUGUGGACUGCAUUCGGCUUAUUGUUUGGGCUGGGUUUGGCAAGAUACGAUCCUAAUAGGUCUGUUCUUUCGUAUCCUGAAGCCGAACCCAAAGCCGUAAUGUCAUUUUUUGGACUCAUCUACUCAAGCACAGCACUAUGGCCAUUUGCAGCAGCUGAUUUUACAGUAAGGCAGCCCACCACAUUCAAUCCAUAUACAGUUGGCAUGCUUAGCUAUCUAGGAGGUGUCCUACCAACCAUCUUGCUAGAGUCAUUAGCAUUUGUCCUUGCUGCCGUUUGGGUACCCGAGCAUCUUGAGAAAUCAGGUGACUCUGGCGCAUUAGCAGCUGACGUGUUUGCCCCUAUUGGUUGGUUUGGCCAAUUUUUACUUGUGGUGUUUGCAUUCAAUGCGGUGGGUCACGUGGUACCAAGUGCAUACAACAUGGCACUUACGGUACAAACAAUUGUGCCAUGGCGACGAAUUUGGGCGUUGGCAACCAUCAACAUGAUCAUCGUUGCUAUCUUGGGUGCGUUUGGUGCCGAGGAUCUUGUGCGUAUACUCCAAAUCUUUUUGCCUCCCAUCACAUAUUGUAUCGCUGGUUACAAUGCAAUCCUCUUAUCCGAGCACUUUGUAUUUCGAUCAAGGAGGAAAUACAACAUUGAAUCAUGGAACGAUCCACGACAACUGCCUGUAGGUGCAGCUGCUAUACUGACAUUGGUGAUUGCCUUUGGGGCUGGCAUGUUAGCCACAAGUCAACCAUGGUUUAUUGGUCCAAUAGCGAAGCGUGUUGGUGAUUUUGGGGUUAUUCUUUCAUUGGCAUUUGGCUUUUGCUUUUACAAUCCCUUGCGUUAUUGGGAGAAAAAGAUAUUUCAUCGAUAA